CGUAAAGGACGGUCUGCGCAUGUGCAGCCGCGCUUAUAAAGAGUGGGAAUGCAGCUAAAUUUAUAUCAAACAGCAGCCCUGGUUCUUCAACUCAUAUGAGCAGGAGCUAGACCUUCGACACAAUGUUUGUGUGGAGUGUUUGCAUGCUGACUCUGAUUCAUAUGAGCACUGCCUGCAGUGUGCCAGAUGGAAUCUGUACAAACCUCACUGCUGUUCAGGAGGAGAUUGUCAAUUUGCACAAUGAGUUCAGGAGAUCAGUCGAUCCACAAGCCAGCAACAUGCUGAAAAUGAACUGGAGUGAGGAAGCAGCAGUCUCAGCUCAGAACUGGGUCAACACCUGCUCUAUGAAACACGGCCCGCCAAGCAGUCGCAUGCGCGGAACAUACGAAAUGGGUGAAAACCUGUUCAAAAGCACUGGAUUGUUCCAGUGGACUGCGGUUGUGACAGCAUGGCACAGUGAAGUCGUCGAUUACGAGUAUCCCACUGGAUCCAUCAAUGGAGAGCCCAUUGGGCAUUACACUCAAGUGGUGUGGUACGGCUCGUACGAAGUCGGCUGCGGCGUGGCCAAGUGUGGAACCAACUACUUCUAUGCAUGCCAUUACUAUCGAGCAGGGAAUUUCAAAGGAGUGCCUCCGUACUCAGUGGGAGAACCCUGCUCGGCCUGUCCAGACGCUUGUGAGGACAGAUUGUGCACCAGCCCCUGCCCUUACAUCGACAGAUACGCCAACUGCCCUGACCUAAAAGAAGAACACACAUGUGAGGACUACAUUGUGAAAAAGUAUUGCCCCGCUAUCUGCCUGUGCCAAAACAAGGUCAUCCCCAUCGCCAAAAAGUGACCUGCGAGGAACAUCAUCAGAGUUAUUAGCCAUCAAUGUUGUCAGUGCAGUAGGUGAUUAAGGUGAUCAUGGAGCUCUAUAGUUAAGCUUUCUUCUUCUAUCACUUUCUAGAACAUUACAGCCAUCAAGAAUGUUAAGGGAACAUUUUAGCAUGUUUUAACAUGGUCUCCAUCUGCUGUAUGUGUGUCGUACGGUGGAUUACCACAGACGAUAACUUUGACACUUUUCUUGUACUUCGUAAAAUAACAAAAUUUGUUGACCGAAAAGACAUUUAUAAUAGAACCCAAUGGGCAUCUGCGGAUGUACCUGCCCAUUGGCUUCUAUUAGGAUUGUUUCGAGUCAAUAAAGAACAGAAUAAACUGCUGGCUCAAAGCUCAGAAGCCCACCUUCUUAAACCACACCUGCAAUAGACGCCAGUGAAGCAGGUGCCCAUUGACUUCCAUUAUAAACCUGUUUUAAGUCAAGUUUUUCAUUUUUUUUACUGCAGACAGAGAAACAAAUUAUUGACCAUGGUAAUCGACCAUAUGCUCAAAAAGAGCAGCAGAUAGAGUUCAGGUUGAAAAACAUUGUAGUACUCCUUUGACGUUAACUGUUUACACCAUAGCCAUACCGAAUCAUCAGUAGUGACUAUUAGCAUUCAUGUAAAGUGAUUUUAGGCCUACCUCAGUCUCAUUUUCAAUUAUGCCUCUGGUUAUAACUUAUAUGAUAGAUUGAUAUGAUCUAAAGCAAGAAUCUGAUAUUAAGGCACAGUAAUCACAUUCAUUCCAUACAUGUACAUUAGCCUGUGCUACUUCGUAUGCUCACUUUGAUGUCAGGUCUUAUAAUUUUCAGUAGCAUUCGCUCUGCAAUCAUGCAGUUGGAGCAAGCAAACUGUUACAUAUUGCAUAACCGGUCCCACACCAUGUCUCUGGGGCCCACAGAUGGCCCACAUUUGGUGAUUUCAGUUCCAGCACAAUCAGUCGAAAUAAUCAAGCCGUAUUCAGGGGAGCUGUAAUUGAAGCAGAACGGAGGGUGGGAGAGAAGCCGACGCAAAUGCCGUGAAUUGCUUUUCAUAAAAAAAAGGAUUUCCUUCAUAUACUCAGGGGCAUGGGAUAGGAAGAAGUGCAAUGUAAUUAGAUACAGGAACAUUUUGUUCACAUUGAAGCAGGCUAUCACUAUGUAACUGGGCUAUAAGAAUGUAUGUACUGUAAUACACCAGACCGCCAGCAGGUGUCUCUGUUGUACAAUAGUUUAAAAGACAUGAGGCUGAAUGAUUCCUGUCCACAUCUACACGUGUCUCUUUCCUUUCACCAAGUGAUGCUGCUUUGUUUCUUGCUUAUUAUUAAAGUAUGUGCACAGCAAAGCUAUGUUGUAUGAAUGAUUCACUUCAAACUGGAGCCUCUUUCAUGCAAGUUUCUUUCUAUGAGUCCACAACAUUUGACACCAUGCUCAGUCCAAUCACAUUUUUUUCUGCAAAUUGAAGCACAAAAAUUCUAUUUAUUUGCUGCAUGUAACAUAUUAGGG
Molecule: messenger RNA, 2339 nt
Organism: Colossoma macropomum (tambaqui)
Lineage: Eukaryota; Metazoa; Chordata; Actinopteri; Characiformes; Serrasalmidae
Product: cysteine-rich venom protein
Exons: 9
Coding region: 123-836 (237 amino acids)
Cellular component (GO): extracellular region
Source: RefSeq, a predicted model, not a curated record